This is a messenger RNA of Ectocarpus sp. CCAP 1310/34, 1879 nucleotides long. Lineage: Eukaryota; Phaeophyceae; Ectocarpales; Ectocarpaceae. The record is from the annotation of a GenBank genome assembly.
AUGGGGACUGUUAAUCCACCCGCGAAAUAUAAAGGAGGCUCCUUCCCGUACGCGUGCAAGAUCACCGACGACUACACGAAGAUGAAAGAAGUUUACCUGCUUCGCAAGAAAUCUGACACGACCGAGGCGGUGCACACGUACAACAUGUGCGUCGCAGCGGCAGGAGGCUACCGGAUCGAGACCAUCCGCUGCGACAAGGGAGGCGAGAACACCGGAUCCGAAUUUCGGGACUACUGCAAGAAUUCAGCUAUCAAGCUCGAAUACGCCGCCACCAACACCCCUCAACAAAUUGGUGUAUCGGAACGGGACGGACAAACCCUGGCCGGAGUCACCCGGUGUCUUCUGAAGGAUGGAGAUUUUCCGCCGUCCAUGUGGGGGGAGUUAAUGCUGACUGUGGCAUACCUGUUGAACAGUUCCCCACACUCAGCACUGGGAGGAGCUACGCCAUACUCGAAGUUGCACAAUAAGUCACCUGAUCUCUCGGGACUUCGGGUCAUUGGAGCGCGCGCCUUCGUACACCACGAGAGAUACCGAAAGAAGCUGGACGACAGAGCUUUCGAAGGCAAGCUAUGUGGUUUCGGCCUCGACAGCCAGACCUACCGGGUAUUGAAUCCAUCCAACGGGGCCGUGGUCGAGAGCCGGAAUGUGACUUUCAUCGAAUCUCCACCCCGCUCAGUGCCCUUCCAGUAUUCCACUGAAGCAAACGGGUACGAGAGCGACGUGCUGAGCUUCACCUCCCUGCUGGACAGCCCCCACUCGACGAGCGACCUGGACUUCACGGCGCAGAACGAACUCCUUCGGCAAGAUGUCCCGAAGAUGCAGCAAGACAAUCUCGCUCGGGAGGAGCUUCGCCUAGAACUGGACGGGCACGAGGACGAACAUGGAAACGGGCAAGAUCUCGGCGACGGGGACCAUCACACAUCUCCCAUCGACGCCAGCUGGACCGUCAUCCGAGACCCACGCAUCUAGUCCCAGUCCAUCAUCGUCGAACCCGCCUGAGCCGGACACUUCUGCAUCAACUGGAUCCUCCGGCGUGCGGCGCCUGCAAGUCACCAGAGCCAGCACGCGCGGGAAGCCCACCAGCGACGAUCAUAUCGACGUCAACUUGGUUCCUGCCAAUCUGGAAGUCACCAUGAACGACCGCGGUCGAGCCCAUGCUACAACGGGCCGCGUGGAGCCAUACGGUCUUUUCUUUACUCAGCUGGCUGAGAUAGCCGAUCAAGCCCAGCUCCCAUGCGCUGGCGAUACUGAGGAUUUCGCCCACGUUGCGGAAGACCCCUUCACGGUGCCGCGUGCUCACGCCUACGUCACGACCACUCACGAACACCACGGGAUCUUGGAGGAGACGAAUCAAGCGAUCAAAAUCCCCAACACCUACGACGAAGCCAUGAGCUCUCCCCAGCGCGAAGAAUGGAAAGGAGCGUGCAGCAAGGAAAUGGACAAUCUGCGGAAACACAACGUCUACAAUCUGGUNCGCGUGCUCACGCCUACGUCACGACCACUCACGAACACCACGGGAUCUUGGAGGAGGAGAAUCAAGCGAUCGAAAUCCCCAAAACCUACGACGAAGCCAUGACCUCUCCCCAGCGCGAAGAAUGGAAAGCAGGGUGCAGCAAGGAAAUGGACAAUCUGCGGAAACACAACGUCUACAAUCUGGUGCCCCUCAGCAGNACGCCCCAGUAUGCCGUAUCGGGAGCAUUCGCAUGGCGUGUGCCAUUGGCUGCCACAACAACUGGCCCAUCCACCAACUGGACGUUGUCGGUGCCUUCCUGAACGCCCUCUGCGACAGAGAUGUGUACGUCAGACCCGCCCCCGGUACAUCCGCCAAGAACUCCGCGACGGGAGAACCCAUGGUGUACAAACUAGAACGGAGCCUCUA